Messenger RNA from Tremella mesenterica DSM 1558, 1168 nucleotides. RefSeq lists its product as uncharacterized. Gene Ontology annotation, molecular function: mRNA binding. The record is from RefSeq and is a predicted model, not a curated record. Gene Ontology annotation, cellular component: mRNA cleavage and polyadenylation specificity factor complex. Gene Ontology annotation, biological process: mRNA 3'-end processing. Lineage: Eukaryota; Fungi; Basidiomycota; Tremellomycetes; Tremellales; Tremellaceae. The transcript has 10 exons. Bases 149 to 1168 code for a protein of 339 amino acids.
AUUUGCCAUACAUCGACAUCCAACUGUGUCACCGAUCACUACUGUUGUAGACACUGUAAAUCGCUUCCGGUCGGAUUAUAUGUACGUGCAUACAAAGCAACGUCCAGUCGAAAUUUGAAGAUACAUCUUUAUCUCUCCUACUCUCACCAUGGCACCCAGUAGGACAGUUUUUGUCGCAAAUUUGGCUUUCGACGUAUCAGAAGAACAACUCGCCAAUGUAUUCUCAGAAGUCGGUCCUGUCCAAAGUGCCGAGAUCAAGUUCGAUAACCAGACUGGUCGACCGAAAGGGUAUGCUUUCGUGACUUUCUAUGACGAAGCCACAGCCAUUUCGGCCAUCCGUAAUCUCCGCGACACAAACGUCAACGGUCGUACCCUCCGUAUCGAGCUUUCCAACGACGAUCCCGCCUCCUCUCGUAGACGUAGAGACCAUGGUCCUCCCGCUCCUGUCAAUCGAGACUUGACGCCUCCAGUACAUGCACCAUACAGGGACGAACCAAAUAUCGAUCUUUACAAUUUACCUCAGGGCCAAGAAGUGUUGCCCGGGGAAAAAGCCACAGAUGUUAUCUCUAGGACUUUAGCCGCUGUCACUCCUGGACAGAUGCAGGAGGUCAUGGCUGGCGUCAAGACAUUGAUAACUUCCCAUCCGGAACAGGCGAGACAGUUGUUGGCUUCUCAGCCUCAGUUGGCAUAUGCGCUUUUUCAAGCUAUGCUUUUGAUGAAGAUUGUCGAUCCAUCCAUCCUUCAGCGAAUCUCCCCUCUACCACCCGCAGCUCCACCGACCAACUUUCCUCCCGUUUCUCAAGCGCCAACAAGCUUUCCUCCCUACCCUCCAACCCAAUCUGCCCCAACUUAUCCCGCAGUCCCUGCUCAAACCUAUGCUACAGCCCCAGCAACGGCCCAGACGUCUUAUCCCGCAGCAACGGCCCAGCCGUCAUACGGCUACCCCCCGGUUCAACAGCCUACUCAACCUGCUCAGCCGGCUCUGCCUGCGCAUCUUCAAACCGCUCUCGCUUCUUUGCCAGAGGACCAACGCGCAAUGUUGACACAGGUUUUACAAUUGACCCCGGAUCAGAUCAACCGGUUGGAUGCGGGACAAAAAGCUACAAUCAUGCAAUUGGUCAGUCUUUUUGUGGUACAAAGACAACAAUUCCUCGGUGCGGCAGCGUGA